AUGACGAACUUGAGGGAAGGGAGGCAUAGGGUUGGUGUUAUUGUAACGCAAAGGAUCCAUAAAGAAAACAGAUUCGCCGAUGCAGCUGGACUAUUUUGGAGAAUGUCGUCGUUCGACGGUUUUGUGAAUAGUGACGCGAAGUUCUUGGUAAUGUCUGGUGGUUUGGGUGGGAGAUUCAAAGAAUUCUUUGUGGAUGUGGUGGGAAUACAAGGAAAAUCAGGAGGCUUUGGUGGAAUUUGGUUCAAAAGAUGGGUUGAAUCCAUAAUAAAUGCACAGAUCUACCGAAAAAAAAAGCCAAAGCAAAGAGUAAAGGUAGUGAGAAGUGAGAGCUUCUCUCACUAG
Messenger RNA from Ilex paraguariensis (yerba mate), 342 nucleotides. Lineage: Eukaryota; Viridiplantae; Streptophyta; Magnoliopsida; Aquifoliales; Aquifoliaceae. The record is from the annotation of a GenBank genome assembly.